UUCCAUAUUCACAUCAUCUUUUUGCAUCAUCGUCCUCCACAAGAAGCCAGAUCUAAAUUCUAAAUACACGCGCGCACAGACACACAGUCUCUCUCUUUUCUCUCAUUUACGGUGUCACCUACCGACGAUACCACAAGAAACCAACCCAGAAAAAACUCCCAAAACAACCCACAAAAAAUUAAUCACAAAACAACCUUUCUUUCUUCUACAAAAACGCCAGAGAUCUGCAAAAUCUCAAAACAACCCAGAAAACACAAAACAAGAAACACCCGCAAAUGGAUCUUCAACCAGAAGAACUACAAUUCCUAAGUUUAACAGACAUAGUGAAAGAAUCAAUCUCAAUCCCAAAACUUUCUCCUCGUACUUUUUACCUGAUAACCUUAUCUUUAAUUUUCCCUCUUUCUUUCGCCAUUUUAGCUCACUCUUUAUUCACUCACCCAAUUCUUACCCAUCUUCAAGAUCCUUCCACUCCAAUACAAUCUCAAUCCCAUGAAUGGGUUCUUCUCCUUGUCUUUCAAUUUUUCUACCUUCUUUUUCUCUUCACUUUCUCUCUCCUCUCCACCGCUGCCGUUGUUUUCACCGUCGCCUCACUUUACACUUCCAAACAAGUCUCCUUCACCUCUACUAUCGCCGCCAUCCCUUCCGUGUUUCGGCGUUUGUUCAAUACUUUUUUGUGGGUUUCGCUUUUGAUGCUGUGUUAUAACCUCGUCUUUAUCAUUUUGCUUGUGCUUAUCAUUGUUGCCGUUGACACCAAUAGUACCUUCUUGUUGUUCUUUUCGAUGUUACUGGCUUUUGGUCUGUUUUUGUUUGUGCAUGUUUAUAUUACUGCUCUGUGGCAUCUUGCUAGUGUAGUUUCUGUGCUUGAGCCCAUCUAUGGUUUCGCUGCCAUGAAGAAGAGCUAUGAGCUUCUUAAAGGGAAGGUGCUCAUGGCUGGAGUGUUUGUUUUCGGGUAUUUGUUAAUCUGUGGGUUGAUUAGUGGGACUUUCGCGGCGGUGGUUGUUCAUGGGGAUUCCAGUACUUCGGUUUUUGUUCGGAUUUUGGUGGGUGGUUUCCUUGUUGGGGUUCUUGUGAUUGUCAAUUUGGUUGGUUUGUUGGUUCAGAGUGUCUUCUACUAUGUAUGCAAGAGUUAUCAUCAUCAAGGGAUUGAUAAAAUCGCGCUUCAUGAUCACCUUGGUGGGUACCUUGGCGAGUAUGUGCCUCUUAAGAGUAACAUUCAAUUGGAAAGCCUCGAUAUCUGAUGAUAAGAAAGGGUUAUAUGUUGGAGUUGUGUAGAAUUUUUUUUCCUAAUCUGUUGUAUAAAUGGGGAUGAAGAGUCCGAGAGAUGACAAGGAGCUGGAUGUGGUCUGUAAGUUUCGCUGUUCUUUGUUAUGUAUUAGUAGAAUAUAUUGCAUAAUAAGACAUUUUCAUCGUCCAUCUUGUUGUUGUGUUUCAGCUACGUAGAUGUGAAAUGAAGUCAGAUUUAAUUUAGAGAACUUGUAUCUCUUAUUAUCUGAAAUAAUGGUUAGAUUAUCUACUGUUUUUGUUUCA
This is a messenger RNA of Beta vulgaris subsp. vulgaris (sugar beet), 1527 nucleotides long. RefSeq lists its product as uncharacterized. Bases 276 to 1238 code for a protein of 320 amino acids. The transcript has a single exon. Lineage: Eukaryota; Viridiplantae; Streptophyta; Magnoliopsida; Caryophyllales; Amaranthaceae. The record is from RefSeq and is a predicted model, not a curated record.